Acanthoscelides obtectus is the source of this 742-nucleotide messenger RNA. Lineage: Eukaryota; Metazoa; Arthropoda; Insecta; Coleoptera; Chrysomelidae. The record is from the annotation of a GenBank genome assembly.
AUGCAUUGCGUUAAUUGUGAAGGUGAACACGCAGCCAAUUCAAGAGCUUGCCCUAAGAUGAAGGAGGAAAUAGCGAUUCAAAAAGUUAGGACUAUGGAAAAACUGAGCUAUCUAGAAGCAAAGAAAAAAGUAAUCAGGCCCAUUCCUCAAAAAUCCUACUCCGAAAUUGCGGCGACCACAAGUAGAAUGCAAAAACCCCCCUUGGGCGGCUCCGAAGAAGACAGGUCCUGUAUGGCCUUAUACCGACUAAUGAAAGGAACACUCUUGAUUCAUCAGCCUGUAACUUUUUCCUGGCUAGAAGCAGUACACCCCCUUUGGUUUGACAAGAUGUGGAUGCAUUAUGCAUCAUUUCGUUGGCCUGAUUCAAAGGAUCUACGUACCGCUGUCAUGAGAUUAGUGUGCCAGUUAACGGAUUUGAUGCAUGACGCUGAACAUUCAACAAACUACGAUAGAAUACCUAUUUGUUGGGAUGAUAACGAGGUUGAAAGGAUCAGGAGACUAAUUCGGAAAUACGAGGAAGGGCAGAAGUUGUGUACUACAAGAAGAUUUUACUAUUGAGCAGUUUUGUAGUGAUAUGAUUAAUUAUAACCUUAGAUCAUUUCUGUGUGAGAUUGCACGGUAUUUACCUCCGGAAAUUAUCCUCAAAUAUAACCUCGUGUAUGAGGAUUGAACACUAUCUGUUUAGUUACUAUACAUAGGAUUAUACAAUGCAUUCAUAUUAAAUAAAUACCUGACAUAUUGA